AUGGUGUGUAUAUCCCGCGUGCAGAUAUUCGUCUGUUCUUUGUCGUUUGCAACUGUUAGACCGACCCGGUGUCAGGCUGACGCUCUUAAGGGUGAAACUGAAUCACGUGCUCAUAGAUCAGGAGGAUUCGGUCAGUACGGAGGUCAAAACCAAGUGGGAUUCGGCUUUAACGCUUCUGGAAGUGCAGUUGCGAAUGGCGCUGCCAACAGCAGUAGUAGUGGAGCUGACAAUAUGUCGCUUGCUCAAGGACAAGCUCAGGGCAGCGCUCAAGCACAAGGGCAAGCUAGUGGACAAGGUGGAGCUGAAGUUGGUGGUUCUGCAGGAGGACAACUGAGUUUUGGCUUUAAUGCCGGUAUGAGCGGGAGCGGAAGUGGAGGCUUGAGCGGAAUGGGAAGUGGUGGAAAAUAA
Messenger RNA from Anoplophora glabripennis (Asian longhorned beetle), 408 nucleotides. RefSeq names its product spidroin-1-like. Lineage: Eukaryota; Metazoa; Arthropoda; Insecta; Coleoptera; Cerambycidae. The transcript is spliced from 3 exons. Bases 1 to 408 code for a protein of 135 amino acids. The record is from RefSeq and is a predicted model, not a curated record.